GCUGGGUUCCCCUCGCUGAAGCUGUACAUGAGAGCGGGCUGCAGUGAUGAUCGGGUGCCGCGGAGGACGAGGGCGGGAGAGAUUGGGGCGGAACACUCCCUGGCUGCCGGAGGGGAGAGGGUCCUGACUCAAGGAUUAAAGGCUGUGCCCUAUGGCCCUUGACUGUUCUGGACACGGACGGCCUUGAAGGCAGAGCCCCACCCGAGGGUAAAGAGGGCUCCCAUGCAACUUGAAAUUAGCAAGUGGCUGUGCAGAGGGCUAAAGGUAGCCCGAGAGUUAGGGUCUAGCCUUGUACCAGCUCAGCCUCUCCACUGCCCUGUAGUUCAGUCCGUCCGUUUCAGAAGACAGUUUCUUCCCAGGAGUUCUCGUUCACACUCACUAGUGCGGUGUAGAAUCGGAGGUGAAGUCCUCUCAAGCUGUCAGGUGGUUUCAGGAGGCCCCCAUAUUAGUGCAGAAACUAUUGUAACUGUAUUGUGAGCGCAUCGUGUCAGAAACAGAGGGACACAUUCAUGUCCUCUCACAAUAGACGUUUAUUGACUGACAAUAAAGUCAAUCACAAGCCACGGCACGAUUACCUGGUUUCUGUAUGCUGCCCUCUGUACAGCUGGUCUCUACGAGCAUCCGGCUUGCCCCGUCCUGGAUCUGCAGUUCUUCUCACUCCUUCAUGGAUCUGAAGGCUCUCCUUUCCUCCUUGAACGACUUUGCAUCCCUCUCCUUUGCUGAGAGUUGGGACAACGUGGGGUUGCUGGUGGAGCCGAGCCCUCCCCAUACUGUGAAGACACUCUUCCUGACCAACGACUUGACGGAGGAGGUCAUGGAGGAGGCUCUGCAAAAGAAGGCCGACCUCAUUCUCUCCUACCAUCCGCCCAUCUUCCGGGCCAUGAAGCGCGUAACUUGGAAAACCUGGAAGGAGCGCCUGGUGAUCCGGGCGCUGGAGAACAGGGUCGCCAUCUACUCCCCCCACACGGCCUAUGAUGCCGCACCCCAGGGAGUCAACAGCUGGUUGGCCAAGGGGCUUGGAACUUGCACUGCCAGGCCCAUCCACCCCUCCAAAGCUCCUAACUAUCCCACAGAGGGGGCCCACCGAGUAGAAGUCAGUGUGAACCACACCCAAGACCUGGACAAAGUCGUGUCCGCAGUGAAAGGAAUCGGAGAGGUUUCCGUCACUUCUUUCUCCGCUAGGUGUGAUGACGAGGAACACACACGAAUCAGCCUGAAUUGUACUCAGAAGGCUUUAAUGCAGGUGCUAGCUUUUCUCUCCCAGAACAGACAACUUUAUCAGAAAACAGAAAUUCUGUCACUGGAGAAGCCUUUGCUUCUGAAUACCGGAAUGGGACGGUUGUGCACACUGGAUGAACCUGUCUCCCUGGCAACGAUGAUAGAGCGAAUCAAAGGACACCUGAAGCUAGCUCAUCUUCGCUUAGCUCUUGGAGUAGGGAAGACCUUAGAGUCUCCAGUCAGAGUUGUGGCCCUGUGUGCUGGAUCUGGGAGCCGUGUUCUACAAGGAGUGGAGGCUGACCUUUACCUCACAGGUGAAAUGUCCCACCAUGAUGUUCUGGAUGCUGCGUCCAAAGGGAUAAAUGUCAUUCUUUGUGAACACAGCAACACCGAACGAGGCUUCCUCUCCGAUCUCCAGGAAAUGCUGGGUGUCCACUUGGAGAAUAAGAUUAAUAUUAUCCUGUCUGAGACAGACAGGGACCCUCUUCGUGUGGUUUAAAACACACAAGAUGUCAUGGUGACACAAGCCACACAUCAUUUGGAUGGAAAUGGGACUGUGCAGGAAGAACUGGUGGUGCUGACAUCCUGCAGAACGGCUCGAUCGACAUCGUUUUCAGUUCUUCUGUCUGGCUCGCUAAUGUUACGGCUCACAAGGUAAAGACCAUAUGUAAAGAGUACAAUAAAGACAGAUAUUCACUAUAAACCCUUGGAAAAGAUGACUAAAACCUGUAUGUAACAAGGCAUUUUUUGUUUGGUUGCUUGUUUGUGACAGAAUCUCCUGUAACCCAGGAUAGCCUCCAACUCCUAUUUAGCCGAGGCUGGCCUUUAGGUCCCCUUGAGCUGAGGUGCAUGCUCACCAAAUGCAGGAUUAAAGGCAUGCACGUACCAUUCUUGAGAAGCGGUUCUGUGUGGAUGAGGUGUUUCCGUCUCAAUGAUCUCUGUCACUUAGAGACAGAUUUGGAGCCGAGUGUGGUAGUGCAGCUGCAACCCCAGUGUCUGGCAGGCAAAGGGAGGAAGCUUUGGAGUUCCAGGCCUGCCUGGAACCCUGUCUACAAAAGAAAAGCAGCCAGAGAGAUGGCUCAGCAGUUACACUUACACACACACACACACACACACACACACACACACACACACACACACACACACACACACGCUGCUCUUGCAGUGGGAUGGAAUUCACUUCCUGGCACUAACAUGGUAGCUCACAAUCCCCUGUAACUCAGCUGUAGGGCAUCUAACACACUCUGAUCUCCAUAGGCACCCACACUCACAAAGACAAGAAAAACAGCAAAAAAUGGACCUAGAUUUAUUUCUAAGCAGCAUUUUUUUGGGUCUAUGUACUUUUGAUUUUUCGAGACAGGGUUUCUCUGUAGUUUUGGUGCCUGUCCUGGAACUCGCUCUGUAGACCAGGCUGGCCUUGAACUCAGAGAUCUCCCUGCCUCUGCCUCCCGAGUGCUGGGAUUAAAGGUGUGCACCACCACCGCCUGGCAGUCUAUAUACUUUUAGGUUAGGCAUCAGAAAGAAAGUUUUAUCGGGAUUAAAAAAAAAAAAAAAAAAAAAACCAUCGGUGAUCACUGUCUUCUUUUCUACUUGUUCCUAUAAUUUUGCUGUUUUUUGGUAGUGUGGGGAUCAAACUAAG
Messenger RNA from Peromyscus maniculatus bairdii (prairie deer mouse), 2857 nucleotides. It is a transcript of the gene Nif3l1, whose product is annotated as NGG1 interacting factor 3 like 1. The record is from RefSeq and is a predicted model, not a curated record. Gene Ontology annotation, cellular component: cytoplasm; mitochondrion. Lineage: Eukaryota; Metazoa; Chordata; Mammalia; Rodentia; Cricetidae.